This is a messenger RNA of Klebsormidium nitens, 3205 nucleotides long. The record is from the annotation of a GenBank genome assembly. Lineage: Eukaryota; Viridiplantae; Streptophyta; Klebsormidiophyceae; Klebsormidiales; Klebsormidiaceae.
CCCCCAUUUCCAAUGUGCACAGAGCAAAAUGCACAUGCAAGGGCCAAUGGCGAGGAUGCGUCACCGUUGUGAACUGCAUUCCCGUAGGACUGCGUGCUGCUGAAAUGCUGCUAGCACAACAAAGCACAGCCCUUAAAGAGCUGCAAGCGUUCCCAACUCAAGCUGGCUGAGUGCACCUUAAAACCUGCUCGGAUUUGGAGCUGUUGUUUCAAAAACAUCAUACAGCAGAAUUUGAUUCAAGCUUUAUCAAAGCCGUUUUUCCGCCGCCUCAGCAAAUUGCAGCGUGAGCUCCAAGCGACAGCUCCGAAGGCGCCUGUCAAGAUUCCAGGGGGAAUGGAGGCCUCUGCAAGGAACAGCCAAGUUCAUUUCUCCCAGGAGGCGACGCGGCGUCUGCUGCGGGACUGGAAGGAGGUGCAGAAGGAGCCUAUUGACACCGUCGUGGCAAAGCCUUUGGAGAACGAUCUGAGCGAAUGGCACUGCAAUCUGAUCCCGGACGAGGGCCCCUACCAGGGUACCGCCUUUCACCUCAUCCUCAAGUUCCCAGUGGACUACCCCAACACCCCCCCAAACGUCCGCCCCUGCACCUUCCUGAGUCACCCCAAUGUUUUUGGCGACUGGAUCUGCCUGGACAUGAUCAAGGAGCCCGAGUAUUGCUCGAGACCAUACCAAGGUUGGUCCACGGCGUACAGCGUCCAAAGCGUCCUGCUACAGCUCCAGAGCUUCCUGUUUGCCGAAAACGUGCCCCAGGACUGGGGUGGCAACAGCGUCAACCGGGCGGCUGGGUCCGAGAUCGCCCGCGCCAAGCGCGAGGCUGCAGCUUUUCACUGCGCUGAAUGCGGGUUUAGGGGCUUUAGCAACGCCGCGGCCACGGCCCCAAACCUCCCCCGGGAUGGGAAUACCGUGGUCUUGAACGGUCGGCUCGCCCGCUGGGCCAACAACCUCGACGACACCGUGGAGGAACGAUUCACCGUCCGCACCCGUGGCGAGGUCCGCACGCCGCGGACGCCCGAUCACCGCGGCCGCGCGCCGCGCGCGCGCCCCGUACCCAACACCGUCAACGAGCUCAUAGCCCGCGCUCUCGACAGAAGCGCGCGCGCCGCCAGCCCGUCGGCGUCCGAGGCAAGCUCGGAGGGCGGCCGCGUCGCGCCCACGGAAGCGCUCCAGAGCCCGCCACGUGUCCCCACCUCCCCGCCCACCCAAUCCCCACAAACCUCUGCCAAGUCCUCCAACACCCCCGCCAAAGUCGUCGUCGUCCCUGCGCCGCGAGGACCUCCGACCCUACCAAACCCUGGGCCGGCAGCGGCGCCCCAAACCGUGGCAGACCCUGAGCCGGCCGCGGCGCAAAACCCCGAAACCCCGGCGGACCGCCUGAGCGAGCUCUCCACGGACGUCCUGGUGCAGAUCCUGGACCGCCUGGACGCGCCGUCGCUGUCCGCGCUCGUGCGCGCGAGCCGACACUACGCGCGCGCGGCCACGGAGCGCGGCGCUUGGGUGCGCCGCGAGCUGCAGUGCUUCCACACGAAGCGCAGCUUCGGCGAGGAGGUUUUGGGGUUUGGGGUUGCGACCAAGGGCGAGGAGGUUGAAAAUGACGGGGACUAUGGGUGUCCGUGUCCGAUGUGCAGACCGGACCGGCGGGCGGAACGGAAGCCGAAGGUUAGGGGCCGCUGGGAGCCGGUUCUCUCGAUGGACUAUCUCUCGGCGGGGGCGUUUUUUGAGGGGGGGGUACGGCGGGGCGUUUGGAACGAGAGGUUGGAGUGGUGGCUUCCUCUAAUCUUGGACGACCAGCACUGCGCGCGCGCACUCCCCCUCCUCAAGGGCACCAUCGCGGCCCUCGCCGCGAACCCCCGCCGCCCCUCCCUGCCGCGUGCUGAUAUUUUGCGCCACAGCUUCUCUUCUCUCGACACCCUGAAGGUCCUUCCUCGGCUCAUGAAUGGCAUGGUGGUGUCGUUCAUGAAGCAGGGGAGCGCAGGAAACAAGGCCGACCUGCACGCCUCCGAGAAAGCGCUCCUAGGCUACUGCCAGCUGCACCACAUGCUGCUGCGCCUGGCCCAGGACUACCCGGCGCUCCAAACAGCGAUCGACCGGGCACUCUCCCGCUUCCAAUCCACCCCCACCGCUCGGCACAAGAACGAGACCCCCGACCUGGGGGAACUGCUGGUGCUGCUCAGCGUCGCCAAGACCGGGGGGGUCACCUGGGACAGCCUGGCGCCCGCCUUCGUUGCGGAGACGUUCGACAGGAACGUGCUGUGGCUGCUGCGCGAGCACCCGGAGCUGGCGGUCCUGGAAGCGGCCGAUUGCGUAUCGGAGCACCGCCUCGCCACCACCUUCAACGCGACCGCGACCUCGCGGCGGCUCAUCAUGUUCCAGGUGGCGUUCCUGCUGCUCGUCCGUCCGUCCGGCAGUUCCGUCCGCGACAUCCUGGCGGAAUAUGGGCAGCGGUACGGGUACCCGCGGCCGGGCCUCACGCGCAAGCUGCAGGAGACCUGGUACCGCGUCCGAAAGGUUGCCACGUGGCCCGCCUACUUCGCCGAACUGGGCCUGCCGUGCCCCUCCAACCCUGCGCUGUCCAGCAUGCUACGUCAGGCUGUCGUCAGCAGCAGCAGGAAGGGCUACCAUUCAGUCGAGCGGCUGCGCUCAGGCCUGAAUUUGAGGGGCCUUGUUUCACUGCGGCAGCAAAAAGAGCGGGCUCGGGGCGUGAGUCCUAGCGUGACGGGCCGGAGGGAAACGGGGCCUUGGCGGCGGGAGGGGAGGGACAAUGCGGAAGGGAAUGGCCCUGUUUCGAGCGCGAGCAGCGGUCAGCCACAGCCUUCUUCGUGGUGGGACAGACCUAACAGGGCCUCCUCUACUGCGAGAGAUCAGAGGGCUGCACCUCGUCAGCCGAGUCAACCGACUGUAGUUAGCUUGAACCCCUUCGCUGUUCUUGAAAUAGAUAGUGAAUAGAAUCAGUAGCUAAUUGCAGGUCGAUUGCAUCAUGUUUCGAGAACGGGGCAACAAGUCUGAAUUAUUGCCAAGAUGCAAAAUUCAAACGGUCAAGUUGAGGACCAGUAGGAUUCGAGUAGUAAGCCCGGUAAGAAACUCUUUGCUUCGACUCCUGUCUGCCAGCAUAAGAUUAAACAGUGCAAGUCGAAGCAUUCUAAGGAAGAGAAUGCGAAAGACACUACUUCGCCACUGGAUUUUCGCCACACAGAUGCUGCCACUUUUACAC